GCCGAGACACUAUACUCUCACAUUACAAAUGACCACGUCGGACGCAAGUCAACGGGCAACCUGUGCCUCCAGUGCAAGUGGGAAGACUGUACCAUCUCGCGCACUAAACGCGACCACAUCACGUCUCAUAUCCGCGUACACGUCCCCCUCAAACCCCACAAGUGUGACUUGUGUCCAAAGGCCUUCAAACGCCCUCAAGACUUGAAGAAGCACGAGAAGACGCAU
This is a messenger RNA of Kickxella alabastrina, 225 nucleotides long. RefSeq lists its product as uncharacterized. Lineage: Eukaryota; Fungi; Kickxellomycota; Kickxellomycetes; Kickxellales; Kickxellaceae. The record is from RefSeq and is a predicted model, not a curated record. Gene Ontology annotation, biological process: positive regulation of transcription by RNA polymerase II. The transcript has a single exon. The annotation marks the transcript as partial. Gene Ontology annotation, cellular component: nucleus.